AUGAUGUUAUAUGAACAAGAUCUGCUAAAAGCCAGACAGGAAUUCAUCUUAGUUUCGUCUAAAGUCGUACCGAUAACAACUGUUCAUAUUUAUUCUGUCCCAAUUACAAGAAAGUUUUUGUCAUAUUUAUUGUUUGUUCCUUAUAAUGUAGACCGUUUCGAGGCAUUUUGUAAACUAUUGGUAACUAGGCAAAAGGACGGACCGUUGAUUUGAGCGGUCUCCAAAAGUGUUGAUAGCUAUUCCGCCUCUUGCAAGCGGCAACACAUCGUAGGAGUCGUUGUUUCUUGUCGUCGUCGGGCGAUCAAUAUAUUGGGGAGGCGAUGGCAUGCGUUCGUCGUUAGAGAGGUCUGGCCGUUGCGCAAGUUUGGAAGGUCCCUCUACAUUGCUUCUCCCCACUGA
Messenger RNA from Haemonchus placei, 399 nucleotides. The record is from the annotation of a GenBank genome assembly. Lineage: Eukaryota; Metazoa; Nematoda; Chromadorea; Rhabditida; Trichostrongylidae.